GAGAGGAGCGGGUCCAUAAACUUGCAGUGAGGACUUUCAUUCCAGGAAAAGAAUUGGGCAAAGUGACCUUGACACCUUUCAUUUUGUACAAAGUUGGAGUCUUCGUUGCUCAACUGACUCGGGCACUGGAAGACUUCUCUCACAGUUUCUUCGACACCUUUGACCAUAUUUGGAGUCUCAACCAUUUCCCGAAAGUCGCUAAGGGCUUAUUUGCAGUGAGAGAUGAAACUCGUCGUCGAAUCUGUGAAGAAGUUUUGGAAGCCUUCAACACAGAAGUCAUUCCACAGAAAGCUCACUUUCGCAAGGGUCAUAUCCAUGGGGAUCUCAACGUGGAAAACAUUCUGGUUUGCGAGACGGUGGGCCAGGGGAAGUCCUUCCGUGUGUGUGGACUCCUGGACUUUCAGCACAGCGCUUCCUCCUACCUCCUGUACGAGCUGGUGAUCUGCACGGCGUACGCCAUGAUGGCUGUCUCCACAGAGGUACCUCGCCCACUGAUCCCGGGUUACGUCCUAGCGGGGUAUUCAUCCAUCCUCCAACUCAAUAAAGCUGAAAGAAAAGUAUUUUACAACCUCAUAGCGUCCAGGAUGGUCCAGAGCUUGGUGUAUGGAGCUUAUAACGCCUACCUUGACCCAGCGAAUGAAUACGUCUUGUCGACAGCCAUGUGUGGAUGGGAAACUUUGAAACAAUUCUGGGAGACCCCAAGUAAAGAUCUUGAAAAAGAGUGGGGACAAAUUGUGGAGACAUAUGUGCCUUAAUAUAAAAACAAGAGGCACUGCAGUCGUUAUUGUUAAUUGCCAUAUCAAUUCACCCGUGUUAAUAUGAUAUUAUGUUUACAAUUCAGGAGAUGUAGUGAGGAAUAAUACACAGAACAGUAACUAAUAACAUUUUAUUUACGUAUUAUGCCAUAUAUGCCAUGUCAAUGCAACAGUGUUAAUAUGAUAUUAAAUAUGUUUACAAUUCUGCACAAGUAGUGAGAAAUAAUACUCAUUAACACUAAUUAUCGGCACCUUUAUUUGCACAUACCAUAUGUGUCAUAUCAGUACAAAUACUGGCACCUUGAUGUAAAUAGAUAGUGAUUUAGGGGAGCAUCUCAGUGUUUCAUCAAUAUGCGCUUAUGUAGAGCAGGCAUGGACAAACUACUGCACGCGGGCCAGCUCGGGCCCACGAUCGAGCAGUUUCAAUCUGGCCUGCGAGUAGACCAUGCUGUAGUUAAUAAUGUAAUAAUGAAUGUGGCAAACGUUGAGUUGAUAAAUGAUAAAAACAAAACUGUCUGUCUUUAAAAUUAAAAUCAGUAAUUUCCGCCCAAUAGAU
Aplysia californica (California sea hare) is the source of this 1311-nucleotide messenger RNA. RefSeq names its product hydroxylysine kinase. Gene Ontology annotation, molecular function: amino acid kinase activity. The record is from RefSeq and is a predicted model, not a curated record. NCBI's taxonomy places the organism in Eukaryota, Metazoa, Mollusca, Gastropoda, Aplysiida, Aplysiidae.